GUUACCCGAGCUCCAGUACCCUGCCGAGCCAUCCGGCCGACGUCGCUCUCACUUCCCUGCGAAUGUGGACCAACUGAUCCGUCUCAAAACGUCGACACCCGCUCUAGUUUCCCGUUAAUAUAGUGACCGCUACGCUGUCUGCUUCGGACGCGACCAACGAGGCGUCGUGUCAGCCGAUGUCAACCGAGCAAUUUGAGCCACGAUCGCUUGUUUUCGCUGGGGGUUGCUAAAAGCUAGCACUACCCUGGCGAGCUAACUGGCGCUAGCCUUGAAAGCUACCUCAGCGCUAGCGGACGGCGGAGCCUGUUAGCCUAGCGUGCUAGCGUAUUAGCUCUGCUCUCCCUCCUCCCUCCCCCCUCCUAAAUAAAACUUGAUCCUGACGGACACAAGCGGCGCUGGCUUGUUGCUGACAAGCCACGAUCUAUUCGUAGCCGUCGCCUGGUAGUCAUGUCCGGCGGACAGCCAUCAACCGCCGCGGGGGGCUGCGGGUUCCUCAUGUCGGUUGUCGUUCACGGGGACUCUGCUCUCCACGAGCAGGAGAAGGAGCUCCAGCAGCGGCUCCGACGGCUCUACCCCGCCGUCAACGAGACCGAGACCCCGCUGCCUCGGUCGUGGAGCCCCAAGGACAAGUUCAGCUACAUCGGCCUCUCUCAGAACAACCUCCGUGUGCACUAUAAAGGUCAUGGUAAGACCCCCAAAGACGCUGCCUCCGUGCGGGCCACCCAUCCAAUCCCAGCAGCCUGCGGGGUCUACUACUUUGAGGUCAAGAUCAUCAGCAAAGGGCGAGAUGGGUACAUGGGCAUCGGCCUCUCUGCACAGGGGGUCAACAUGAACAGACUUCCUGGUUGGGACAAGCACUCGUACGGUUACCACGGCGACGACGGCCACUCCUUCUGCUCCUCCGGUACCGGCCAGCCCUACGGCCCCACCUUCACCACAGGCGACGUGAUUGGCUGCUGCGUCAACCUCAUCAACAACACCUGCUUCUACACCAAGAACGGCCACAGCCUAGGUAUUGCCUUCACAGACUUGCCGCCCAACCUGUACCCCACGGUGGGGCUCCAGACCCCCGGCGAGGUGGUGGACGCCAACUUCGGCCAGCAUCCCUUCGUCUUCGACAUCGAGGACUACAUGAGGGAGUGGCGAACCAAGAUCCAGGCUCAGAUCGACCGCUUCCCCAUCGGGGAGCGCGAGGGAGAGUGGCAGGCCAUGAUCCAGAAGAUGGUGGCGUCUUACCUGGUCCACCACAGCUACUGUGCCACGGCGGAAGCCUUUGCCAAAUCCACGGACCAGGCGGUGCAUGAGGAACUGGCCUCCAUAAAGAACAGACAGAAGAUCCAGAAGCUGGUGUUGUCUGGCCGGAUGGGCGAGGCCAUCGAGACGACCACGCAGCUGUACCCCAACCUGCUGGAGAGGAACCCCGACCUGCUCUUCAUGCUGAAGGUGAGACAGUUCAUUGAGAUGGUGAACGGGACGGACAGUGAGGUGCGCUGUCUGGGUGGCCGCAGCCCCAAGUCCCAGGACAGCUACCCUGGCUCCCCCCGGCCCUUCAGCAGCCCCAGCCACAAGGCCAGCAGCUCCACACCAUACCUCACAGGGUUCGACAGCAGCUGCUGUAACGGUGUGACGACCAGCAAGAGCCACAGCUCCUCCCCUAACGCCCACAAGCCCUGCCCCCCUGCCACUAGCCCCGCCCUACCAGUGUCCGACGUCAGCCUCAACGGGACCAGGACUCAGCCAAUCAGCAGCGACGUGGACAUGGAGGUGGACCACUUCACCAACGGCGUGUCAGACUCCUUCUCCAACGGCUUCCUGAACGGAAGCACCAAGCACGCCGCGGAGACCCCCGACUGCGACGCCGACAUGGAGGUGGAGUCGGGCCAGUCCAAACGGCAGCUGUGUGGGGGGAGCCAGGCGGCCAUCGAGAGGAUGAUCCACUUCGGCCGGGAGCUCCAGAGCAUGAGCGAACACCUCCGCCGGGAGUGCGGCAAGAACUCAGCCAAUAAGAAGAUGCUCAAGGAUGCCUUCAGCCUGCUGGCCUACUCAGACCCCUGGACCAGCCCCGUAGGAUACCAGCUGGACUCCAUCCAGAGAGAACCUGUCUGCUCCACGCUCAACAGUGCAAUACUAGAGACCCAUAACCUCCCCAAGCAGCCCCCGCUGGCCCAGGCUGUGGGCCAGGCGGCCCAGUGUCUGUCCAUCAUGGCGCGCUCCGGCAGCGGCUCCUGCGCCUUCGCCACCGUGGACCACUACCUGCACUAACCCCGCCCCCAACACACACACACAUACAGACAUAGAGACGGACACACAGACAAAAACAGACAGAUGCAGACAGACACACUGACAGACAGACGCACACACCCUGACUGACUGACAGAGGCACACACCCUGACUGACUGACAGACGCACACACCCUGACUGACUGACAGAGGCACACACCCUGACUGACUGACAGACGCACACACCCUGACUGACUGACAGAGGCACACACCCUGACUGACUGACAAGACGCACACACUGACCGACAGAGACACACACUGACAGACAGAGAGAGACACACACACACUGACAGAGAGACACGCACACACACACUUACAGACAGAGAGACACACACACACACACUGAGAGACACACACAGACGGACACACAGACAGCCCGACACAGACAGAGACAGACGCACACCUUAUAAUGGAUUCCCUCUUCUUUGCGAGCCCCCCCCCCCCUCCCCUCUAGCCAGGGCUGUGACAUCGCUCAGACGCUGCUAGCCGAGAGUAGCUAACAUCAGAACACUUUUUACCCCCAGAUGAAGACUGCAGCACUAUAAGUGCUCGCUACCCCCCCCCUCCCCCCCCCCCCUCUGGUUGAGCUAAGCCCCGCCCCCAGGUGUACGUACGCCUGAGUAGCGAGGCACGCGCAACAUCAACGCACUUCAUCGAGCUAACGGGAGCUAGCCUGCUAACGAUAACAGGCCUGCCAAAAGGAGCAGGGUGGCUAACGGGAGCUAGCCUGCUGCCGAGGAUUGGUAAGCCUGAGGGGUGCUAGCCGGCUAUCGCUGGCUACCUAGCCUGCUAACAGAUGUGCACCGUAGCUAAGUGGCUGACAGGAGUUGGUCAGCUAGCAGAUGCUAGUCUGCUAACCGGCAGUUGGUCAGCAAAUGUUAGCUAGCCAGCUAACAGAUGCUAGCCUGCUACCGGCAGUGGGUCAGCUAAUGGUGGCUAGCCCGCUAACGGAAGUUGGCUAGCCAGCACACAGGACUGUCGCGGUUCAGACACUCGUCUCAUCAAGGCUUUGCGGACCGAGUGCACGUGAGCCGUGUGCACGUGAGCCGACGGCUACGACAGAACCACAGACCCUCCGCCUCCCGGGGGGGGUGGGGGUGGGGGGGCAGGAGACCUGUGAGAUGCAUGAGGACUCCUGACCUCCAGGGGGUGACCUCACCCCCCCCCCCCCCCCCACCACCACCUUGUUUCGUCUGUUAUAUUUUGCCGGGAGAUGGGGCCAGGGGGGGCGAUAUGUUACUCCCCGUUUUGUUUUUAGGUUUUUCUCCCCCGGGGUGACAUGGCAUCAGACGGAUGAGUAAUAUUGUUAUUUUUAUUCUAAUUAUCAUUAUCCAGAUUGUUACUUGCAUUCACAGUAUAUUUGUUAAGCGCCCGAGUGUCACGACCGUAAUAAAGUUCCCCCUCCCACUCCGUCUAGCACCGAUGGCUGUGAUGUACAUGUUGACCGUUAAUAUCAUCCACCCGCUAUUAGCUAUGUAUCCAGACCAAUGGACACCUCCUCCACGCUGGUCAUUUAAUGUUAGACCCCAGUAUUAGUGGAACGAGGACACUCGCCCAACGUCCAGAAGAAUCGCUUCGAUUGAUGAUCAUUGAAGGGUGACAUAUUAUACCACCAGGUGUGAGUGUAAUUAGCUAUUACAAGCCGUUUUGAAAACCUGCCUCUUCUGACAUCACAAGUGGGCGUGUCCACCUAGAUGUGUGCUGGAUAGAUCAGCCUACCCAGUGGAGUGUCACAAACGUUGCUCAUCUAUCCCUCAUACAUCUAGGUGGACACGCCCACUUGUGAUGUCAGAAAGGGCAGAUUUUCACAACGGCUUGUAGCCGUUCACACCUUACCUUGCGGUAUGUCACCUUUUCAAAACGAUUCGAAAGUUAGUGAACGUGUGAGCGAGGGUAAACUUCCUCUUCUAUGGACGUAGCCACACCCCGACCUCCAGACUGAUACAUUUUACCUUUUUAUGAUUUAGAUUUUUGAUAUGUGUUUAUAUUAACCCUUUAUUAACCAAGAACUCAGGAGCCAGCCUCUGCGUUCUCCUCUGAUUGGUCCAGAGCGCCGAGAUCCCAACUGUCAAUAAAGGAAGCGGUUGGCCAUAUGUUUUGAUAUGUAUGAUUUGAACCCGGGUUCCAGCGACCGCUUAGGACCGGUCUGAACAACCCAGUCCCUCCCUCCCGCAUGUCUUUAUUCUUUUUUAGAUGGGCCACCCUCUCCUUCUGUCGUCGUUUCCGCCCUCCUUCUUUUUUCCCUCGCCCCUCCACCCCAUCCCAGUAAGAAACCCGUCUGAAGUCCAGUAUGGUCCGACCCCAGAGCCCACACAGCCCUCCCGGUCCCGGUACUGGCGGGUCGCGGGCUGAGGCCUCCUCCCGGUGUUUGACCGGCCCAGAGUCGGACGACUCGGCGCUCGUGUUCGUUGGUCUGGAUGGAGAGCAGUCACAGCUUUAGAAGUCUUUCUAGACGUGUUUUGAGUGCGCGUGGACCCUGUGCAUGCCGUAGUGAGCAGCUGGGUGUGGUUCUUUCUGGCGGGGCCGAGGCCCUGCCGUGUGGCCCGUGGCGGUUGCUACAUGAUGUGCAAUGUGUGUGUGAGGGUGAAAACGAUUUCUAUUAAACAUGACAAACGACA
Gadus macrocephalus (Pacific cod) is the source of this 4897-nucleotide messenger RNA. RefSeq names its product RAN binding protein 9 (gene ranbp9). NCBI's taxonomy places the organism in Eukaryota, Metazoa, Chordata, Actinopteri, Gadiformes, Gadidae. Gene Ontology annotation, biological process: cytoskeleton organization; cell surface receptor signaling pathway. The transcript has 14 exons. The record is from RefSeq and is a predicted model, not a curated record. Bases 448 to 2262 code for a protein of 604 amino acids. Gene Ontology annotation, cellular component: cytoplasm. Gene Ontology annotation, molecular function: protein binding.